Oryctolagus cuniculus (rabbit) is the source of this 1501-nucleotide messenger RNA. NCBI's taxonomy places the organism in Eukaryota, Metazoa, Chordata, Mammalia, Lagomorpha, Leporidae. The record is from RefSeq and is a predicted model, not a curated record.
CGAGGUAACACCACCAGAGUACUGGUGGGGGUGAAUCUAGAAGCACGAAUUAGGCAGAGACCCCAUGUCCCACGGUGCUGCGCACGGGCAGAUGAGCAGCCAGGUCCACUGUGGGGAAUGUUGGGUGCCGUCUGGAUGUGACGCCUGCACACGUACGGGGCUUUUCCUAUCGACUAGAAUCCACCCUGGUAGUCCUCACGGGAUGACGGCCGCACUGUGCCGCAGAAUGCAGAAAUGUGCUGAUGACAGAGGGCUUCAUUCCUGUCAUUCAGCAUUCCUGUCUGUGCUGGAUCACACGGCUCCACAGCAACAGGCAUCAGACCACCGAUCGGCCCCACUGAAACACAUUGCAACAUAUUUGUUUUCACUUGGUAAAAGCAGGAGUUGCAGAAAUUGAUUCACAUCAGCAACAGUUUGACAGUUUCGUGGGCAGAGUGACUCCCGGUGUGUUUUUCUGCCAUGGUCCUCCAGUCCUAGAUGGCAGACUAAGACAUGGGGCGAGGAAAUGGUUCUUCCGCCACUGACUUCAUUCUCCUGGGCCUCUUCUCUGCCUCCCAGCAUCCCGGCCUCUUCGUCAGCAUCAUCCUCCUGUUUCUCGGGGUGGCCGUCAUGGGAAACUCUGUCCUGGCCCUGCUGAUCUGGGGCAGUGCCCGCCUGCACACCCCCAUGUACUUCCUGCUCAGCCAGCUCGCCCUCAUGGACCUGACCCUAAUCUGCACCACCGUGCCCAAGAUGGCCUCAGACUUCUUCUCGGGACACGGGAGCAUUUCCCGUCGCGGCUGUGGAGUUCAAAUCUUCCUCUACUUGAUGCUAGGGGUGGCCGAGUGUGUUCUUCUGACUUUCAUGGCCUUUGACCGCUACUUGGCCAUCUGCAGCCCCCUCAGAUACCCAGUCAUCAUGACCCCGAGUGUCUGUGUGCAAAUGGCCGUGGGGUCGUGGGCUGGGGGUGUGCUCAUCUCCCUCAUGCACACAACCUAUGCCAUGCACCUCUCCACCUGUGGCUCCAGGAGAAUCCACCAUUUCUUCUGUGAGGUCAUGGCCCUGCUGAGGCUCUCCUGUGAGGACACCUCUGCCUACGAGAAGAUGGUGCUGGCCUCCGGCAUCGUUUUCCUGCUCAUCCCUUUUGGACUCAUCCUCACCUCCUACGUGCUCAUCUUCCUCACCGUGCUCUGCAUGAACUCCCCCGACAGCAGGAACAAAGCUCUGGCCACCUGCUCGUCCCACCUGGCUGUGGUCAGCCUCUACUUUGGCCCAGCCAUGAUCAUCUACAUGACCCCGGGGUCCUCCCUGCCCCCCGAGGUGGACCAGCGUCUGUUUGUGGUUGAUGUUGUCAUCACGCCCAUGCUGAACCCUCUCAUCUACAGCUUGAGGAACAAGGAUGUGCUGUGGGCCCUGCGGAACGUUCUAGGGAGCAGGCUGAUGCUUACACAGAAAAGGUGAUGCUGCUUUUCAUUCAGACGCCCAGAUUCUCAACGCUUCUCCCACGGAACGCUGGUUCUGA